This is a messenger RNA of Daldinia decipiens, 1625 nucleotides long. RefSeq lists its product as uncharacterized. NCBI's taxonomy places the organism in Eukaryota, Fungi, Ascomycota, Sordariomycetes, Xylariales, Hypoxylaceae. Gene Ontology annotation, molecular function: histone binding; chromatin binding. The coding region runs from base 224 to 1210 and encodes 328 amino acids. The record is from RefSeq and is a predicted model, not a curated record. Gene Ontology annotation, biological process: nucleosome assembly. The transcript is spliced from 3 exons. Gene Ontology annotation, cellular component: chromatin; nucleus.
ACUCCACUUCAUCACUGCCCUGACUGUGACAACCCGUCCAUUCGCUAGCAGCCGUUGACCAAUGACCGGAUCGACGAGAAUUUUUUUUUUCACAUACCUAGCACGAGUAGCCUAGGUAGGCAACCUAGUAUUUUUGCAUAUAAAAUAUCCUGGUGCGAGCCUGACUUGUACUUUUUCAAGAUAUCUCAAUUUUCAAACACUACCAACCUGAAUUACUUCAGCCAUGACAACGUCAGAACAGGUCGACUGGACCAUUGCCACCUACGAGGAGUUGCUGGAUUUGGACAAGGACUUUGAAGAUGUCGAAACAGAAAUAAUUCGCCAACAGGUUGCUCUUACCAAGUCCCUAUAUGAGAAGAGAGAAGCGCUGGUUAAGAAGAUCGCCAACUUUUGGCCGCUGGUCUUUGAGCAGGCACCGCCUGAUCUAGACCAAUAUAUCCAACCUAGCGACUCUGCCGUGCUCUUGUCCGCGCUGACUUCAAUCUCGGUGUCUCACUUCGAGAUCGAAAAUGGCGGCAAUGGAGAUCCCCGCAGCAUUUCUAUCAAGAUGGAGUUUGGUGAGAACGAAUGGUUCGAAGACAAGGUCCUCGAGAAGAAGUUCUACUACCGUGUCGGUAAGGAUGGUGAGGAGGGCCUCGUCAGCGACCCAGUCCCCAUUAAGUGGAAGUCGCCGGACAAGGAUCUCACCCAGGGAAUGCUUGACCUAGUCAUGAAGGUCUGGGAGAAUGACAAGAAGAAUCCUGUUACCGACAGCACCAAGUUAAAGAAGGAGAAGGACUACACUCCCGACGAGAAGGCCUUGAAGAAGAAGAUCGAGGCUACCGGCCUAGGUGCAGUUUCUUUCUUCGGCUUUUUCGGAUACCGAGGUCUGAACAUCUCUGCUGAAGAGAGCCGCCUUUCUAUCGAGGAAGAGAAGAAGAGGAAGGCCGAAAGGGCUGCAGGAAAGACCACUGAACUCACGACUGAGGAGGAAGAAGACGACGACGAGGAUGACGAGGAGGACCCCUUGUCCCUCGAAAUCUUCCCGGAAGGCGAAGAAGUGGCGCUUGCCAUCAGCGACGACCUUUGGGUCAACGCCAUCAAGUACUUUGCCCAAGCCCAGGAGGCCGACUUCGAGGAUGAUGACGAGGACGAGGACAUGGAAGAUGACGACGAUGAGAAACCCAAAGCUAACGGUGCCCAACCCCCAUCUAAGAAGCGGAAAGCUUGAGCAAGUUUUGGAUGAAGUGACAUUUUCUAAUAUGAUUAUCUUUGCAGCGCGGAAGUGAAUGAAAAAGAAUAGGGGUCAGGAUUCUCACAGUGAGCGGUGGGCGGUUAUGAUGGACGGCGAGUUGCCGUCAAGUGCACUCGGGAUUUCGAUACCAAAAAAUAUUUCUUUUUAGACCGUCAAUAGAUAUCAAGACCUGAUAGAACGCCGGAUGUGCGUCUCAGGUAAUUUGACUUUGCAUACAACUCUUUGUUUGGUUCCUCGAGUAUGGCGAGUUUAUUUGAACUGUCUGUCGUGUUUGAAUAUUUCGUAGUUGUAAGUAGUUGGUGCUGGCUGCUGAUGGGUUAGGACAGCUCGGUAAAAAAGAAAUAUGAGGAAAGCCCCUAAUCGAAUUUACAACAGAAAGCGCCAAUGUAAG